AUGGAUCCAAAUUGCCCCACCCCAUUCGACCUCGGUGGGACCCCAGGGACCAACAACUGCUACUCGUCCACACCGACCGACAACUGCGGCUCCGUCGACGGCUUCGGCGUGUCCGACGAGGAGAAGAGCAUCAUCGUGGACGCUCACAACCGACUGAGGACGAACGUCGCCACCGGCCAGGAGACGCAGGGCAAUCCUGGACCUCAGCCGUCGGCCUCCAACAUGCGACGAAUGGUAUGGGACGACGGGCUGGCGGCGACAGCACAGGGCCUGGCGAACACUUGUAACUUCGCCCACGAUGACCCAAACUGCCGCACCUUCGCCUCUUCCUUCGGGUCAGCCGGUCAAAACCUCUACUGGAGUUCCGGGUACGAGGGGACGCAGGCCGAUUGGAAUUCUGCCGUUCAGGCCUGGUACGACGAAGUCGGACAAUACGACUGCAAUGCCGUUAACCCUUUCCAAUUUACGGAGGCGACGGGACAUUACACGCAAGUGGUGUGGGCAGACUCGUACGCCGUGGGAUGCGGCUACGUCGCCUACGGGGGAGGAAGCAAGCUCUACGCCUGCAACUACGGGCCGGCCGGGAACGUGAUGGGGCUGGGCAUGUAUGGCGUCGGGACGCCUUGCACCUGCUGCCAGUCCACCUGCUCCGAUGGGGUGCUCUGCGACUGAUUUCCUUUCCUUCCGUGAUUCGUCGAGCGUUGUCCUGGAUUUUCCCUCGAGGGAUACAAUAAAUCGGACUCGCAUUUCA
Molecule: messenger RNA, 751 nt
Organism: Darwinula stevensoni
Lineage: Eukaryota; Metazoa; Arthropoda; Ostracoda; Podocopida; Darwinulidae
Source: the annotation of a GenBank genome assembly